GCUGUCUCCAUGGUGGUGCCUACGAGAGCCAAGACGAGGCUGCCCUGUAAUGGAAGAAAAUGGAGUUGACCAUGACAUCAGCAUGGAAACAUCUAAUGACUUACUGGUAGUCAACUGUAAUAGUACAGGAGAGUCAGAAACCGAUGACCAAGUGUUUCAGCAUCUAACCUGCAUGGAUUCCAGGGAUCCAUCAUUUGAACAGAAUGACUCUCCAGCAGUCUUGCCUAUCACAGUGCAUGUUUCAGACAAUUCAUCUGUGUCAUCGAAUACACCAGUGCAGCUAUCCCAGGCUCAACCUCUUUCCACAGAAGAGUUCCAUCUGGUAGACCAGAAUGGCCAGCCUCUAUAUGAACUACAGUCACUAGGGGAUUCCAGUACACAGAUGAUGAUUGUUGCCAGCCAGUCAGAACAUGGACAGGUGCUACAUGUAAUUCCUUCGACCCAGCCAGGAAUGGCACAAGUGAUUAUUCCUCAAGGGCAACUUUUGGAUGUCACCAGCACGCAGGAUGUUUCAGAAGAGAAACGCAGUGACGGGAACUUGCAGACAGUAGCAGUGGCUGCUAUCGCGGACAGUACAAGCAGUUACAUACUUCAUCCCCAAGCAUCUCUCACAGUGUCCAAAAAGACAACAACCAGGAUAGUGGAAGACCUUUUUCCUGUCCCUCUCCAGCCGCUGCCCCCAAACACUCCUACGUGGGCCCGUCGUCUCAGGAACUGCGAGAAAAUUGGGGACUCGUACCGCGGCUAUUGUGUGAGCGAGACAGAAUUAGAGAGUGUUCUAACGCUACACAAGCAGCAAACACAAAGUGUGUGGGGGACGCGCCAGUCUCCAAGCCCAGCCAAACCCGCCACACGGUUGAUGUGGAAAUCUCAGUAUGUCCCAUAUGAUGGGAUCCCUUUUAUCAAUGCAGGAAGCAGAGCCAUUGUGAUGGAGUGCCAGUAUGGGCCCAGGAGGAAAGGUUUCCAGCCCAAAAAAACUGGCGAGCCGGAAAAUGCCUCCUGCCAGCUGUACAAAGCCACUUGUCCAGCACGGAUCUAUAUUAAAAAGGUUCAAAAGUUUCCUGAGUAUAGAGUUCCCACUGACCCCAAAAUUGACAAGAAAAUCAUAAGAAUGGAGCAAGAGAAAGCUUUCAACAUGCUGAAGAAGAACUUUAUAGAUGCUGGAGGGGUCCUCAGAUGGUAUGUGCAAUUACCCACCCAGCAGGCCCACCAGUAUCACGAAAUGGAGACCUGCCUCCCUCCUUCACCGUCCGCUUUCCCCAUAUCGUCUCCUGAGGAAGAGGAAGAUGCAGUGAGAGAUGAGAACUGUACUUUGCCCUCCCGACUUCACCCACAAGUAGCGGAUAAAAUCCGAGAACUGGUGUCUCAGGGAAUAGAGCAAGUCUAUGCAGUGAGGAAACAACUAAGAAAGUUUGUGGAGCGAGAAUUAUUCAAGCCUGAGGAAGUACCAGAGAGGCAUAACUUGUCCUUCUUCCCAACUGUGAAUGACAUCAAGAACCACAUCCAUGAGGUGCAGAAGUCCUUGGGAAACGGGGAGAUGGUGUAUAACUCAGAAAGCAUCCCAGCAACGCUCCAGUGGACCACAGACGGUGGGAAUGUUCUCACAGAAACAGUGACUGUUACAUUUGCCUCACCACCUACAGAGGGGAGUUCACCAGGAGAAUCAAUCAUCACCAAAGUGGAAUCCAGUCAGACUGGGGAGAACUUGCCUCCAGAGACAGCUCAGCUGUUGUCCUCGCUCUCGUCACUCCAGCCCAAGAUAUUUGCACAGCUUCAGGGAUUACAGCUGCAGCCAACGUUCACCUCUGUGGAUGGAGCAACAGCCCUGAUAGCAGUAAAUAACCAUUCUCCUCCCAACCCUGCAAGUCUUCUGGAUUCCAUAGGGAGUGUGAUAACCAACCACUCUCUAGUACUCAGUCAGGGACACAACCUUCACACAGGUGCCAGUCUAACCCAGAGCAACAAUGCUGCCUCCGCUAUUGGAAAUCUGCCUAUAUCAGAUCAAAAUCUGGUCACUAUGGGCCAGCUGGUAACUGUUGGAGGUGUAGAGGAUACAGGAAGCCUGGAGGCAGGGAUCCAUCAGUUUCUUUUGGGAGACGUCCAGACCAUUCCAAUACGGAUUGUAGACAACCAUCCAGCUCUUAUUGAAGAAAAUCCAGAGGGUACCAUUUGUGUGGGCCAAGUUAAACAAGAACCCAGAGAACAAGCAUUGUCUGUGGAGGCAGAUAGAAUCAGAGACUGCCAGAACUCUGCCACUAUUUAA
Messenger RNA from Emys orbicularis (European pond turtle), 2263 nucleotides. It is a transcript of the gene CARF, whose product is annotated as calcium responsive transcription factor. The coding region runs from base 50 to 2263 and encodes 737 amino acids. Lineage: Eukaryota; Metazoa; Chordata; Testudines; Emydidae. The record is from RefSeq and is a predicted model, not a curated record. Gene Ontology annotation, biological process: regulation of transcription by RNA polymerase II. Gene Ontology annotation, molecular function: RNA polymerase II cis-regulatory region sequence-specific DNA binding; DNA-binding transcription factor activity, RNA polymerase II-specific. Gene Ontology annotation, cellular component: nucleus. The transcript is spliced from 15 exons.